UAUAUUAAUAGAUUUUAAAUGGUGAGAUGGCUGAAAAUAAUUCAACCUGUAUUGUAUUAAAUGAUGGGCAGCUAAUGCCUCGGUUUGGUUUGGGAUGCUUUAGUUUAAGUUCAGAUGAAACCAAGCAAGCUGUUAUAACUGCUGUUAAAGAAGGAUAUCGUCUUUUUGAUACUGCAGUCUAUUAUAACAAUGAAAGAGAAGUGGCUAAAACUCUUCAAAACAGUGGAUUACAUCGAAAUGAAUAUUUUAUAGUUACAAAGCUUCUCCCUAGUGAGAAUAGUUACUUAGGUGCAAAGAAAAGCUUAAAAGAUAGUUUGAGGAAAAUGGAAUUAGAUUUUGUUGAUUUGUAUCUUAUUCAUUCUCCAUUAGACUGGGGCAAAACACAGUUUGACAGUUCAUCUGAACAGAAUUUAAUAGAAACAUGGCAAGGUUUUUGUGAAUUAAAAACUGAAGGAUUAGCUAAGAGUAUAGGUGUAUCCAACUUCAAUAUUCAACAUCUGCAAACAAUAAUUAACAAAGGAAUGUUAGUUCCUGCUGUUAAUCAAAUUGAAAUGCAUCCUUGGAAUCAAUAUAGAGAUACUGUGAGUUUUUGCAAAGAUCAUCAAAUUACAAUAAUGGCUUACUGUCCUCUUGCACGUGGUAAAUUGUUUGACACAGAGAAGUGUGCUGUUAUUUCACAACUUAGUGAUAAGUACUCUAAAACAAAAGGACAAAUACUUCUUAGAUGGGCUGUUCAAAAGGACUAUAUUCCCAUUCCUAAAUCAGUUAAUCCUUUAAGAAUUCAUGAGAAUUUUCAAGUGUUUGAUUGGUCUUUGUCACAUGAUGAUAUGGUUGCUAUUGAUCAAUUAGAUGAAGGGUUGGAAAUAUCUAUAGCAAGUCGCACUAUGAAAAAAUACUUUAAAAGUUGUAAAUAAUUUUUAAUUUUUGUAAAUAAAAUUUGAUAUAAAAUAAAUUGUAAUGGU
Hydra vulgaris (swiftwater hydra) is the source of this 962-nucleotide messenger RNA. RefSeq names its product 2,5-diketo-D-gluconic acid reductase A. The record is from RefSeq and is a predicted model, not a curated record. NCBI's taxonomy places the organism in Eukaryota, Metazoa, Cnidaria, Hydrozoa, Anthoathecata, Hydridae. Gene Ontology annotation, molecular function: oxidoreductase activity.